Molecule: messenger RNA, 2458 nt
Organism: Callorhinchus milii (elephant shark)
Lineage: Eukaryota; Metazoa; Chordata; Chondrichthyes; Chimaeriformes; Callorhinchidae
Product: uridine-cytidine kinase 2
Exons: 8
Coding region: 54-950 (298 amino acids)
Cellular component (GO): cytoplasm; cytosol
Molecular function (GO): kinase activity; ATP binding
Source: RefSeq, a predicted model, not a curated record
AGAGAGGGUGGGGUGGGGGUGGGGGGUGUAAAGGAGCCCCAGGACACCACACCAUGGCAGGAGGAGGAGGAGGAGGCGGCGGAGGAGGAGGAGAUGACCAGACGGUCCAGGACCACCAGCCCAGGAAACCCUUCCUGAUCGGGGUCGGAGGGGGCACCGCCAGCGGGAAAUCCUCAGUUUGUACAAAAAUUGUCCAGCUGCUUGGUCAGAACGAGAUCGACCGUCAGCAGCGCCAAGUGGUCAUUGUGAGCCAGGACAGUUUUUAUCGGGUACUCACAGCCGAGCAAAAAGGAAAAGCCAUCAAGGGCCAGUUUAACUUUGAUCACCCAGAUGCCUUUGAUAAUGCAUUAAUACUGCAUACCCUGCAGGAUAUUGUUGAGGGCAAAAUUGUUGAGAUCCCAGUCUACGACUUUGUUUCCCAUUCUAGGACAACCCAACCAAUAAAGCAAAGAAUGACGGACACUAUUGCAAGGUCAGACAAUUGCAAGAGAUAUUUGGAGAAAAGCUCAUUGAAAUGGGCAGAGCUGAGUUCUAGGAAGUCUGAGACCGUGACUGUGUACCCAGCUGACGUGGUGUUGUUUGAAGGCAUCUUGGCAUUUUACAUGCAAGAAAUCCGGGACAUGUUCCAGAUGAAGCUGUUUGUGGACACUGAUUCAGACACCAGGCUAUCACGCAGAGUUUUGAGAGACAUCAGUGAAAGACAACGGGACCUGGAACAGGUUUUAACACAGUAUAUAACAUUUGUCAAGCCAGCAUUUGAAGAGUUCUGCCUACCCACAAAGAAAUACGCAGAUGUCAUCAUUCCAAGAGGAGUGGAUAACUUGGUUGCCAUAAACUUGAUAGUGCAGCACAUUCAGGACAUCCUAAAUGGUGGCCAAAGCAAGCGUCAGAAUGGCUACAGAUCACUUUACAAAACAGACUGUUUGGAUUCCAACAGCAGGCCACACUGAUCAGCGGCAGAGCAGGAAAAACCCUCUUGGAUUUCAGCACUGACGUUUUAUCAUAUACAGACAGCUGUUCAACAAAGAAACCAGGACACACUCUUUAAGAUUCUUUACAAAUAAUUCCAUUUUCUGUGAAAUGUACUAUGAAUACUAUUUUCAUUAGUAUAAUUCUAUGAAAUCACUGUGGAGCUUCAGUUUCUGUAACUGGGGACAAAAUGGAUUUUCAUCGGAACUAUUAUUUGCCAAUCGCCAUAAGCUUGAAUAUUAAUGAUGUCCUGGCAUUUGGUAACCUGCAAGGUUAUUGUUAUUAAUGGUGUGCAGUUUUCCCCUCUGGCAGCUCUGCAUCUCUAUAAAAGAAAUGAGAUGUGUCAAAUGGAAAGGGUUGGGUGUAAUUUAGCAAAGCAAGCAAGGGUGGUUAAUCCAGUACUGUUCUGUCAGCCCUUUGUAGAAUAGCUUGGUUUGAGAAUUGAAGGUGACGAAAUGAAACGGUGUAUUGUGACGUAGAGCACAGAAGUCUGGAUUAUUUGUACCUGUGCAGCAAUUUUAAAGAGACAUUGGCUGGAGCUGCAUCCGUUUCAAGUCAACGGGGUUAGAAUUCCACCCAUUCUGAAUUUAAUAGCUUUAUAUUCUAACUUUUUUUCAUACUAAGAGACUGAUUAGGAAGUAUAGACUUCCUGUAUUGCUUUUUGGGAUGAGGGUGUUUGCAAUUCAUCUCCUUUUUCCUAAGUGUAGGAAACUGUUGUGGUUAGGAAAAGGAGUUAUGGAUCUUGUGAUGAUUAUAUCUGUAGUCGGGUAAUCUUACUUGACUGCAAAGUGAAAUGGGGAGAGGAGGUGUCUUGAAUGAGUUGCUCAAGCUAAGCCUCCAAUGGUAAGGAACUCAAUACAUUGGAAAGGUUAAACCAAAACAGUAUUUGUGAAAAAUGGGUAAUUCCGCAAAUGGAUUUAUCUGGACUAAAGUGCAGUCCAUUUUCAUUUGAUUUCUAGAUGGGUGUUAUCAGUAAAAAUGUAAUUUGACAAAUGUGCACAAUUUGAAUAGAAAUUAUUACUAACAAUUUCAGGUCAUUGCCUUAUGUUCAAAUCCAGCCACUGAUCCUUAAAUGUAUCAGGCGUUGAUCAAGCUACAGAAAAAGGGAGGGGAGCAGGGAGAAGAGAGAGAGAGGUGGGGGGAAAACUUCUAACUUCAAUAGGGGAGCAAUAACUAGUUUCAAUAGCUACUAAAUUGAAUGGGGAUCUUGAAUUUAAAUUUUCUAAAUGGUGCCUAAUACUGUAGUUCCUUUGGUGCAUUCAGGUCAGCAAUUUGCGAGCCAAGCUCAUAUUUCAGAAUUUGGUCAUCUAUACUGGCAAUCAAACUGCUACCUAAAUUCAAAGCUUCUAAAUAAAAAAUAGGAAUGAGAAUAAUAUGUACCACUGAUAAUCUAUCCAGUCAGCAUAUAGUAACGUGUAAGAGCUACCUGCUAGUAACAUAGGCCAGUUUCCUUACUCCAUAAGCCUCGGUUUACCUAGCAGUAAGUAGG